This is a messenger RNA of Mixia osmundae IAM 14324, 1873 nucleotides long. RefSeq lists its product as uncharacterized. The record is from RefSeq and is a predicted model, not a curated record. Lineage: Eukaryota; Fungi; Basidiomycota; Mixiomycetes; Mixiales; Mixiaceae. Gene Ontology annotation, biological process: mitochondrial tRNA threonylcarbamoyladenosine modification. Gene Ontology annotation, cellular component: mitochondrion. The transcript is spliced from 3 exons. The coding region runs from base 433 to 1605 and encodes 390 amino acids.
CGGAGACGUACGAUGGACGACAUGGCACCGAGCAGCUGCCUGUAGCUAGCCUCCAGACGCUCAUGUCCUGCGCUUUUGAAACCUUGUUGUGCCGCUGCUGCGUCGAAAGGUGCAUCUUGCUGCUUCAGAAAGACGGCGCUGUUCAGGUCCGUUGCACUGCUGGUCUCUUGAGCCCAAGCCGGCGCAAUCUAUGCAAGACGGACGAUAGAUCGGAUCGAAUCAAGACGAUCGAGGCAGCAUGACGCAAUGCCAGUCCGACUUGAUCAUGCCACGAUUUUCUCGUCAAACUGAAUUCGACAAGCAAAGCUCUCGCCUUGCGCUGAUAGGGAUUCUCUGCUGGCGUAUUGACAGACGAUGAUCUGCUCGGGGAAGGCGCAGGCGAGGGUGACUUGGUCCCUCUGAGCUGGGCAGGCGACCUGACCAUUCCCCUUGAUGCAAAGAGCGGGGGGGCGAGUAGCAAUAGCGGUGGCUGCUGGCACGAGAAGAACUUAUCACUCGCCUCCUCGUGCUCGCUCGCCUUUUCUCGUGCUUGCACUCGAGAGCUCAGCAGAUGAUACCUGUUGCGCCAUUGUGCAAGGUCACCCACGCAAGAUCCUCGCCAAUGUCGUUGUGAAGCAAGACAAGGCACAUCAGCCCUAUGGCGGCAUUCACCCCUUGCUCGCUCUCAGAGAGCAUCAGCGCAAUAUGCCAGGAGCAAUACAGACUGCAUUGACGCAAGCACGAGUGACAAUGGCAGAUCUCGAUGCCAUUGCAUUCACGAGAGGUCCAGGCAUGCUAUCUUGUCUGACCGUUGCUUCGGUCGCUGCACGUUCGCUCGCAGCAGCGCUGGACAAACCCCUCGUGGGCGUGCAUCACAUGCAAGCUCACGCUCUGACACCUUUCCUCACCGAAGACGUGCCACCUGAGUUUCCUUUCCUGACUCUGUUGGUGUCUGGCGGUCACACGCUCAUUGCGCUUGCGCGAUCAUCGUCCCAAUUCGAGCUACUCGCCACAACACGCGAUAAUGCCAUUGGCGAAGCGAUCGAUCACGUUGCACGUCUGCUUGCAGUACCCUGGAUGGGCUCCCCCGGUAGUGCUCUGGAACGAUUCGCAGCUUCUGCACGAGAGCUGCCAGGAUUCGAUUGCCCUGAUUUCCGCUCACAUCCAACGAAAGAGAACAAGGCUCGGUUUGGCUACUUCUCGUUCUCGGGCCUCAAGAGCUCGGUGCAACGAUUCGUAAGCGAGCAAGGAGGAACAGACGCUCUGUCAGAAGACCAACGAAAAGUCAUUGCCCAGCGAUUCCAGUCUACUGCCAUCAUGCAGCUCGAGCGCACUCUAGCGGUCACUCUGGCAGAUCUGACGAUCAAACCCACCGCGCUCGUCGUCAGCGGAGGCGUGGCGAGUAAUGCUCUCUUGCGCAAUCGCUUGCGAGAGUGUCUGGACGGACAGGGCAGGACAGAGACGAGGCUCAUCUUUCCGCCGGUGGCCCUGUGCACGGAUAAUGCUGCGAUGAUAGCUUGGACGGCUAUCGAUCGACUCAAGCGAGGCUUCCAUACCGAUUCACUGGCCGUAGCUUCGCAUCCCGUGUGGUCCAUAGAAUCAUGCGAGUCAGGAGGGCCAGUCUAGCCGAUGUAUCAAUGAAAAUGAUUGCCCUAGCAGAUGACACAACACGAGUUUUGCUUCCUGCUCGCCGCGAGAGGUUCAGCAAGCGCGACUUGGGAAGUGAAGAGCAGAGACACACUUUGCGCUCUUGUAGAACAUCUUGGAAGAAGCAGAUAGCGCGUUUGAACGGUCGACGAGAGAAUCUAGCUUCUCCCCUCGCUCCAAGACUGAUUCGAUCGUCUUGUGCUGUCAUGCGCCGACCCUACACUGAGCGCAAGUCUGAUCGGAGCGG